Molecule: messenger RNA, 1303 nt
Organism: Camelus dromedarius (Arabian camel)
Lineage: Eukaryota; Metazoa; Chordata; Mammalia; Artiodactyla; Camelidae
Product: CXXC-type zinc finger protein 1
Cellular component (GO): Set1C/COMPASS complex
Source: RefSeq, a predicted model, not a curated record
AUGGGGGCAGGGCGUGUGCACGUGGUGGUGCUGGCCUGGCUCAUCACGUGGGAGGAGUACCAGGUGGUGGUGAUGCCACUGGCAGUAAAGGAAGCAUCUCAGACAACAGCUCCACACCAGUUGUUGUCUGAAAAGGACCUGCCUCAGGACUGAAACUUAUACCAGGAGUUUUGCAUAAGAGACUUUUGACAAUCAAAGCCUGAUAAACAUCAGCUUUUUCCUGGCCUACAACCCUGGAUGAAUAACAUUGAAGAGUUCCCGUUCUUAGAUUGACUGCAGAACCAAGCAGUGGAUAUGAAGAAAAUGGAGAAUUUGAAGAGAAAAGUGGAGUGGAAGGUGACAGAAAUGGUGGAGUCGGGGGGCAUGGAGGCAGAGCAGAAGCAGAAGCUCAAGCGAGAGUGUGAAGACCCAGAGCCGUCAAAAGUCAACGACUCAGCCUCGCUGCGGCAGUGCCUGGGACCCGGCUGUGUGUAUCCCACCCGGCCAGGCUCCAAGUACUGCUCGGAUGACUGUGGCAUGAAGCUGGCAGCUGACCGCAUCUAUGAGAUCCUGCCCAAGAGCAUCCAGCAGUGGCAGCAGAGCCCCUGCAUUGCUGAGGAGCUUGGCAAGAAAAUGCUCGAGCGCAUCCACCGUGAACAGGAGGACACCCACACUCGCCUGAAGGAGUUAGAGUGCCAUUUCAACGAACUUGAGGCCAUCAUUCUGCGUGGCAAGCAGCAGGCUGUGUGCGAAGAUGAAGAGAGCAACAAACCUGGCAGGAACAGCGUCGACCUGCAGAUCUGCUGUGUCUCCUGCGGGCAAGCCAUCAGUGUGCAUGUUGCCCUGCGCCACAUGGAGCGCUGCUUUGCCAAGUAUGAGUGCAAAUCGACCUUUGGAUCCUUGUACCCAACUUGCAUUGAAGGAGCCACAAGGCUCUUCUGUGAUGUUUACAACCCACAAAGUAAGAGAUACUGUAAGCGGCUCCAGGUGCUAUGCCCUGAGCACUCAAAGGACCCCAAGGUACCUGAGGAUGAGGUGUGUGGUUGCCCACUAAUGCAAAAUGUCUUUGAGUCCACUGGUGAUUUCUGUCGCCUCCCCAAACGCCUGUGCAACCUCCAUUACUGCUGGGAGAAGCUGAGACGUGCCGAGGUGGACCUAGAGCGUGUGCGCGCGUUGCACAAGCUGGAAGAGCUGAUGGAGCAGGAGCAGAAGGUGCGCACAGCCAUGAUGAAUCGGGCAGGGCUGCUGGCCCUGAUGCUUCACCAGACCAUCCAGCAUGACCCGCUCACCAGCGACCUGCGCUCCAAAGUGGACAACUGAGCCC